AUGCGUCGAGGAAAUGGGAGAAGUCAUCACGACGACGCAGAGAACGCCACUAAAGAGACGAAGAGUGUGAAAUCAUCAUCUCCAAUGGUUAUGAACAACACUCGAGAUUUACCGAAGUCGCCGCUGAGAGACAGCACGAAUUCGCCUUUGCGAUCUGCAUCGAAAGAGAUUCGGGUAUCGAUGAGUGCCAACGUGAACCAGUGGCGGAGCGAGCGAGCGGAGAAGAAUGUAACAUCAUCAUCGACCACGAAUACACCGACGAGACUGAGAGAGGUGAAAAUGGCAUCGACGCAGACGAAAGAAGUUACUAAGGAGAAGAAGGCAGAUGUGGAUGUCUUUGGCACUCGCUCGAUGAUGGCUGCUUCGCGAGCGAAAAGUUCAAACGCGACGGCGACAGCUGUUGUUAAAGAGAAGGAUACGACGACGACGACGAGAAGAGAAGAGAAGCUUCUCGAUGAUCUGGUAAAGAAAGAGAGAGAGUUUGAGUGCGUGACGGAAGCUUUGAACAACAUGAAAGAUGCGGAGUUAGAAUUGUCGAGAAACAAUAGCAAAGAGAGCGUUGAGUUUGCGCAGGCGUUGGAACGACAGAUUGAAGAGAAGGUGAGUAAACAGUUGAAAGAGAAAGAGGAGGAGUUGGUGCACUUGAAAGUUACAAAUCAGAAGGGCUUCGAAACGUUUACGGAACGCAUUCGACAGUUGGAAAGCUUGGUUAAAGAGAAAGACAUCAAGAUUAAAAGUUUAGAAAUGAAUGCGCAGGAAUGGCAAGCGUUGGCGAAGAGGGACGCCUCGAGAGCAGAGUUGGAAACUUUGGACAUGGAGAAGAAGUUAAAAGAGUUCGAGAGAAAGAACGAGGAGUUAAAUGUGGUCGUGAGCACGUUACUCGGCAAAGCGACGAAAGGAGUGGCUCUGGAGAAAGAUUUGGAGGCGAUUCGGUUGAAACAGACGACGGCGAAAUCGGUCGGGACGAACACGAAGGCGAUUCCAGUGGCGCAACCGAUUCAGUUGCAAUUUACGCCGGAAACGAUGAAAACACCUAAAGAGAUGGUAAAUGCGAGUGCACAGGUGAAUAUAAAAGCACCGCAAGCUCCGCCAUCCGUUGGAACGCCUUUGAGCGCGAUGAAGCGAAAGUAUCAAGUGCAUCAAAACGCCAUUUUUGCCUUCCAAAAAGAAAUCGAAGAACGCGAGAAGCAACAACAACAACAGCAACAACAACAAGAGACGCUCACUCCGAAAGAGCCAUCGCCGACGAUUGGAUUCGAAUGGUCUGCCGCAUACGACGCGAGAGAGAUGGCCACGCAAACCAGUAUCGACGAAGAAGUCAAAGCCGAGGCAGAAGAAAAAGAUGAACCAACUUCGUCCGAAUGUUUCGACGACGAUAAGCAACACUGGGUGCCGACGCCAAACACGCGCAAGCACGUCGAGGAGAAGUACGUCGGCUUACAACGACAACACCCGAAAGAACAAUCAUCAUCCUUUAGCAAUACCAUCGACCCAACCACCUCUCGCUUUGCAAUGCUCACCCCUAUUCGAGUCCCGCAAACGAGACAACCCGUCGUGCAACAUCGAGCGCCAGAGCGGCAGUCUCUACAUUACUCCCGCAGCGCCGAAGAAUCUCGACGCAUGUACGACGACGAGCGCAUGGCGAGACUUUCCCGAGCUAUGAAUCUCAGCGACUCCCCUUUCAGACGAAGGCAUCAUUUAUAA
Molecule: messenger RNA, 1704 nt
Organism: Bathycoccus prasinos
Lineage: Eukaryota; Viridiplantae; Chlorophyta; Mamiellophyceae; Mamiellales; Bathycoccaceae
Exons: 1
Coding region: 1-1704 (567 amino acids)
Source: RefSeq, a predicted model, not a curated record